This is a messenger RNA of Postia placenta MAD-698-R-SB12, 1509 nucleotides long. RefSeq lists its product as hypothetical. Gene Ontology annotation, biological process: tRNA modification. Lineage: Eukaryota; Fungi; Basidiomycota; Agaricomycetes; Polyporales; Adustoporiaceae. The transcript has 10 exons. Gene Ontology annotation, cellular component: mitochondrion. Bases 73 to 1509 code for a protein of 478 amino acids. The record is from RefSeq and is a predicted model, not a curated record. Gene Ontology annotation, molecular function: tRNA dimethylallyltransferase activity.
CAAAGUCGCGUUAACCUGGAGGAACAUACUCAAGCACAAACAGAGGGAAGGUCUGCCAGCCCUCAGGCAGGUAUGAUGGCCUUGCGUCCUCUCAUUGCCGUUUGCGGGACGACAGGAGUCGGCAAGUCUAAACUUGCGAUUGAGCUGGCUCUCGCGCUUGGGCAGCGCAAAGAAAACCGCACACAUGGAUACCACGGUGCUCGUAUCAUCAAUGCCGAUGCCAUGCAGGUAUAUAAGGGCAUGGACGUCAUCACAAACAAGGUUUCGCUGGAGGAGCAGAACGGCGUCGACCACCUUCUCAUGGAUUUCAAGCAACCUGGCGAGCAAUAUAUCGUGACCCAGUGGGUUCGAGACGCCAUGAAAGUGAUUGAUGAAACCCACCUACGCAAGCAAAUACCAAUAGUUGUUGGCGGUACCUCAUAUUGGAUCCAACAUCUUAUAUUUUCCAACCGACUAGUAUCCUUUGACCAAGCUCCUGCAGAGGAAGAGUUGAAACGCGAUCCGGGACCCAUGUCGGAACCCCUUGCGCGGUCCUUUGCCUCCCUGCCGCCUGAACUGCUCGACCUGUUAAAUACGUUACCCGAGCAGGGUCCAUCCGCUACCACUCAGCCAGAACUCGCUCAUUCACUGCAUGUCCUACUAUCUACCCUCGAUCCACCCACAGCUCAGCGAUGGCAUUGGCGCGACACCAGGAAAGUAUUGCGGAACCUGCACAUCAUUCGUGAGACGGGCCGUCGAGCCAGCGAUAUUUUAGCAGAACAGGCACAGGACACUGCUCGACCACGAUAUCGAACUUUAUGUUUCUGGCUAUACGCAAAGCCAGAGAUUCUGAAGCCCCGCCUAGAUGCCCGUGUAGAUGAGAUGGUACAGCAAGGGCUAUUGAAUGAAAUUCGAGCAUUGCGAGAGAUCGCCGACAGCGAAGACGAUUCAGAUACGGAAGCGCCCAUCACUGACUACACUCUUGGAAUAUACCAAUCCAUCGGGUACAAGGAGUUCCACAACUAUCUCAGUGCUCCCGAGCAUUCGGAAGAGGAGUUCAAACUUGCAAUCGAAAAUAUGAAGUCUGCGACGCGGAAGUACGCGAAAAGACAGAUUAUGUGGAUACGCAACAAGCUGUUGCAUGUGGCCAAUGCGGCGAACGGCGCAAGCCGCGCUGAGUAUGGGUUUGAUGUCACUCCAACCUACCUGUUAGAUGCAACUGAGCUCGGUAAGGCAUGGGACACAAAUGUGAGAACACUUGCAGAACAGAUUACUGAAGAUUUCUUGAAUGGCAAAGAUCUCCCUGACCCUUGUUCCCUAUCCGAAACUGCCCGUGAGAUGCUCAGCACUUCUGAUAAGCGUCCGAGGCAAGUUUCUCUAGUUGCAUUUGUUGACAUGCGGCGCAAACUGGUUUGCCCGACAUGUACGGUCAAUGAAGAACGGCCGGUCAUGAUCGCAGAGGGGAAGGAAUGGGAUGUGCAUAGCAAAUUGGAAGCACGGCGUAAACGUAUCCCGAAGGGACGGUUAUAA